GAAUGGACGAAGCUUUAAAAAAUAUUAUUAAAACUGGUGAGAUGACUCAAGACGUAGCCCAAUAUUUAUUUUUGCAUGGAGGGAUUUUGGUUUAUUUUAUUAGUUUAAAUAUUAAUAUUUUAAAGAUUUUAAAAGACUUUCCCGAAGGAAGUGAAUUUGGAAUUGAUUGUCGUUCGUGGACUGUUGGACGUAAAUUUCUUGGAAUUAAGAUGAUUCCGCCAGGCAUUCAUUUUGUUUAUAUGAGUGUACCAGGAGCACCAAAAAUUGCAUUUUUCCACAAUUUUGUUCUAAAAGAAAUUGUUUUGAGGAAAUGGGAUAAGAAAAAUGAAGAUUUGUUUAAUUGUGUUUCUGAUGAUGUUGAGUUGGAAAGGGUUAGAAGUAAUUUAAUGACUCUUGAUUCACAUUUGGGUGCUUAUCCUUUUACAGACUACCAACUUUGGGCUUCUUUUUCAACCAAUAUUACGUCUAAAACACUCAAACGUUUAUCACCUACAAAUAAACUUGGAAGAAUCUCAUCACAAGUUGAAAUGACUACUUUAGAAGCAGAAACUGAGAAACAACUGAAUGAUCCUCUUGGACUUUCUAUAGUUGAUAAAGAACAUAGAGGCCGAAUUCGUUUUACUGAUGAAAGUGGCCUUCCAGUUAUGAACGCUAAAGACGAUGAUUCUAAACUUGGUUUUACAGAAAUUCCGAAAAUAACGGUCUACGAAGGCUUUGAUCAAUGGAAACGGAUUAUUCAUUUACUUUGUAGCUGCAAAUCAGCAAUAGAAAAAUCCCCUUCAUUCUUCAAUGAUUUGUUGAUGGUACUCCAUUAUCAAAUGAAAAUGGUGCCCGAUAAUUUCUUUGCCGAAACGUUUGGAAAUAAUUUUUUGGUUUCUACUCUCUCGCUUCUUUUUGCUAAUAUUGAAGGUUUUUUUUUAAAUUUUUCAAAAAAGUCCGCAAAUUUUGUCCGCAAGUUUGAAUAA
Messenger RNA from Meloidogyne enterolobii, 965 nucleotides. The record is from the annotation of a GenBank genome assembly. Lineage: Eukaryota; Metazoa; Nematoda; Chromadorea; Rhabditida; Meloidogynidae.